Melitaea cinxia (Glanville fritillary) is the source of this 2745-nucleotide messenger RNA. It is a transcript of the gene esn, whose product is annotated as protein prickle-like. Gene Ontology annotation, molecular function: zinc ion binding. Bases 1 to 2745 code for a protein of 914 amino acids. The record is from RefSeq and is a predicted model, not a curated record. The transcript has 6 exons. Lineage: Eukaryota; Metazoa; Arthropoda; Insecta; Lepidoptera; Nymphalidae.
AUGUCGACGACUGCAACACGACAUGUGAAAUCUUCGAACUCUGCCAACAUAUUGAUGUGCAAACAAUGGUGGAAGGUGUGCUGGAUGUACGGCGACCAGGAGAAAUACUACAGGCAACUGUACGGUAGGAGAAAAAUCAACAACCCUACAAACAUGUUCUUUGACGAUACGAAGCGCCAAGGCGCGCAAAUCACAGAACUAACAGACGAAUUCUUCGAAGAUACGCUGUCUAACCAAAUAGAACCCGCACCAGAUGAGAGAUCGGAAGUAAAACCAGCUGAUAACAAAGAAUGGUUCGGCGCCGAAUCAGAACCCAUAUACGGUUUCGAUAAAACCUGGCAAAACGACCAAAGACGACAACCAAUACAUAAUUACGAUGAUUUAAACGAAUUCUUCGGUUCGAACCUAAGUGGUGAUAGCAUAAAGAAGAUACUCAGCAACGGUCUCCCUUCUGAUGCUAAAAACGAACUGCUGGACUCUAACGAGGUUGUACAUAGAGACGGUGAUGUGUUUGGUAAGACUUCGAAGACAGUUUGCAAGACUAAAAAAGGCGCAGUUGUGACUGAGGAAACAGAUAUAUCGAGUGAUGGUAAGACGAUGGCUAGUCUAAGAUUCCAGCGCUCGACGGUCAAGACCGGGCCGAAUAAAGUGAAGGAGGUGUUGCAACCCUUAAAAGAGGAUGCAGUGUUGGAUGAGUGUUCAAGGAAAAAGUGUGUGGGAGACAAGUUGACGACCACGACAAUGACGCUGGUGACCGUCACGCAGACGAUGGUCACGAGUUGCAAUGAACCAGUAUGCCGUAACUGCGUUGUAUCACCCACCGGGUCAUCACCACCGCCAUUGCACGAGCAGCAGUCAUCACCACCGCCACCCGCACCCGCUUCACCACCACCCCACCUUCCAUCACCACAGCCCAGUCACAGUGGCUCAUCAAUACCAAGUACCUCGAACUCCCCCCACCCUUAUUCAUACCCAAACUUCAGAAGAAGUCAACCCUACCAGGAGUUCAACCUCCUACAUAGUCACAGCGUGUCACAACUGAACCACCCCGGUCAAAGUUACCAUUCUCCUCAAUCUCCUCAAUCAGCGAUGUCCUUGUCUCCACAUCCCGUACCCCAGGGAAAGUUGAGGGGUCUCUUGGAACACGCUGAAAAGCUGAUGAAGCCUGGAGAUCCUCACAGGCAUUCGCAAAGCGACGAUGAUUCGGGCUGUGCGCUGGAGGAGUACACGUGGGUUCCUCCUGGACUAAGGCCGGAACAGGUGCACCUGUACUUCUCCGCGCUGCCAGAAGACAAGGUUCCUUACGUGAACAGCGUAGGCGAGCGGUACCGCCUCAAGCAAUUGUUGCAACAACUACCUCCACAGGACAAUGAGGUCCGCUACUGCCACGCUUUAUCUGAUGAGGAACGUAAAGAGCUUAGGCUGUUCAGUGCGCAGAGGAAGCGAGAGGCACUCGGCAGAGGCCAGGCGCGCCAGCUACACGCGCCGGCUCCUUGCGACAGGUGUGAGGAAACCAUGUCAAUCGGUGACAUGUGCGUGUCAGCGGCGAGGGCUGGUCCCUCCGCGCGGUGGCACCCCGCCUGCUUCGUCUGCAACACCUGCCAGGAGCUACUCGUGGACCUGGUCUACUUCUGGAAGGAGGGUCGUCUGUAUUGUGGGCGGCACCACGCAGAAACGUUGAAGCCAAGGUGUUCAGCUUGUGAUGAGAUCAUUCUUGCCGACGAGUGCACUGAAGCAGAGGGCAGAGCGUGGCACAUGAAACACUUCGCCUGUGCAGAGUGUUCGCGACAACUCGGCGGCCAACGUUACAUUAUGAGGGAAGCGAGGCCAUAUUGUUUGCCAUGUUUCGACAACUGCUUCGCGGAGUAUUGUGACGCCUGCGGUGAACCCAUUGGCGUCGACCAGGGUCAGAUGUCUCACGAAGGUCAGCACUGGCAUGCCACAGAACGAUGCUUCGCUUGCCACACAUGUCGAGCCAGCCUGUUAGGUCGACCAUUUUUACCUCGGAAAGGUGCCAUCUUUUGCUCUAUAGCAUGUUCGAAAGGGGAACCUCCUACGCCAUCAGAUUCUUCAGGACCAGGACCUAGACCGCCGAGGGUGCCGCGACCGAGAAGAAUACCUUCGCCGAAAUCCCCAACAAGAUCUCCACAAAGAGAACCUUCACCUCAUAUAGAUGCAGAUUCUGAGCCCAGUGCGUCUCUAGCUCCGGAGUCACCUCCGCCUCACCCACCACCACCGCCACACGCUUGCCUUAGCUUAGACAGAGCAUUGACAGAUUUAAGAAUAGAACAAUCUAUGACCGAACACCAAAUACAACCGACACCAACUUCAGAAGAAACUAAGGAUUCUCCCGACGCUCAUUGGAAACCUCCUCAUCCAGUAGAAGCGCAGACCGUGGUGACACCUGGUCAUUCUACCUCGAUGCCUGAACUCAUGCUUGUAGACGAAAAAGGUGCACAAAGAAAACCAAGAGGAGGUAGAACGGUCAGGUUUUGCGGUGACGAUAACGAAGCCUUUGAACCUGACGAGCCAAUACGUAAAGAAAAGACUAAAGAUGACGACGCCAGCAGCUAUUGCAGUACAUGUUCCUCAUCCUCUUCUUCGACGGAAUCAUACACACUGCCCACGAGACGAGCUUACGGAGGAGUCAGGAUAUCCUAUGUACCAAACGACGCAGUGGCGUGUGCGAAGCGAGAAAGACAAAGAAAGAACGCCCAGCACGAUAAGAACUGCAUCAUUUCGUGA